This is a messenger RNA of Arabidopsis arenosa, 892 nucleotides long. Lineage: Eukaryota; Viridiplantae; Streptophyta; Magnoliopsida; Brassicales; Brassicaceae. The record is from the annotation of a GenBank genome assembly.
GCAACUGUCUUCCCCAGGGAGAGAGAUCCGAAUCUCGCUCCAAUUCUCGAUCGCUUACUCACGAUUUCGAAGAAUCUUGGUGGUGGAUCUUCGUCAUCUCUGCUUUAAUUACAUGGCGCCUAGAUGGAAAUGGAAAGGUGCUGAAGGAAAAGCUCUUGCAGAACCUAUUUCUAAAUCAGUCUCAGAGCUCCAGCUCUCUCUAGCUGAAACAGAGUCCUCGGGUACCUUAUCGAGUUCCAAUGUACUUCUAGCGGUUGAGCCAGAACAAGCUGAGCUUCUUGACCGUUGUUGUUUUGGCAGACUCGUUCUAUCUGCAGAGAAAGUCAAGAAAUGGAUUCAGUUAUCUUUUGAAGAAGCUUUCUUUUUGCACUACAAUCUCAAAUGCAUUAAAAUCUCACUUCAAGGUCGUUGCUUGGAGAAUGAAGUAGAUACAUGGCUCUACAUGAAAUCAAAAAGACCAAACUUCCCAAUGUUUUUCAAAGCUUAUUCACAUUUACGAUCGAAGAAUUGGGUGUUGAGAUCCGGGUUGCAAUACGGUGUGGAUUUUGUGGCAUACCGUCACCAUCCAUCUCUUGUCCACUCUGAAUACUCAGUUUUGGUUCAGUCUGGUGACAGUGAUCGGUUAAGAGUGUGGUCAGAUAUCCAUUGUGCUGUUCGGUUAAGUGGAAGCGUUGCGAAAACGUUGUUGACUCUCUAUGUCAAUGGUAACUUCAAAGGAGAGGAUUUGAAUCUACCUGUAUGUUUGGAGAACUUCACAGUGGAAGAACAGACGAUAAGUAGAUGGAGUCCAGAACUCAAUCGUGAAGAUGAAUUCACAAAUUCAAAACAAAAUGUUACCAAUGUGAGUAAUUUGAAAACUCUUUGACGAACCAUUCCCGGGAAACUUACUGGU